Molecule: messenger RNA, 1906 nt
Organism: Nematostella vectensis (starlet sea anemone)
Lineage: Eukaryota; Metazoa; Cnidaria; Anthozoa; Actiniaria; Edwardsiidae
Product: hemicentin-1-like
Exons: 7
Coding region: 683-1783 (366 amino acids)
Cellular component (GO): plasma membrane
Source: RefSeq, a predicted model, not a curated record
AAAUUGCAGCACAAAACGACACUAUCAGUCAUUAUUAUUCACAAAUUUGUUUCGUUUUUAUAUAAUAUUUUUGUAAUAGAAUGUUAAUGAGCAUUUAGAUGUUUAUGUUUAUAUUAUUUUGGAUUCCCUUCAUACACUUUGUAGACGCAUCUGAAUCUGCUACUUGGCAGUGGCAGUACAGCACGCCCGUCUGCUUCAACGAUGGCGAGAAUGCCACGCUGACAUGGAGAGUGACUCUGAACUCGGGGGAAGAAUUUGGAGCUGUGAAUAUCUGGCAGCAGCCUGUUCCGGGUGGACCAUUAAGUCAGAUGUAUUCUUCGGCUUCAGGAAAGACAUUAGCGUUCAGUGAUCGAGUAAUGUCGGCAUCGUACUCGGGUUCAUCUCCUGUGUAUGAUGUGGUGUUUACACUGAAGGUAAACAACAGCGAGGAUGGAUUCGGAACCAAACAAAUACAGUGCCGUAUGACUUCAAAGAACUACCUCACCGGCAGCCUGCGACAGACACUAUUCUCAAAGUGCAGGUUCCACCCAGCAGCGUUAAUAUAACCCCACCGAGUCCUACCGUGACCGAGCGUGACCAAGUGAACCUGACGUGUUCAGCUGAUGGUACUCCUCCACCAACCUUCACAUGGAUCAGCCCUCAGGGGCACACCGUAGCACACGGACCGUCCUACUCCAUUCCCAUGGUGCACCGCGACAUGUCAGGGCUAUACACGUGCGUCGCUACUGAUGGGUGUGGACGGAAUCACACCAGGGAUGCGACACUAGCAGUAAGAUACAAGCCUGACAAUACCUCUUUGACCAUACUGGGUGGAAACGCAUCUGCUCAGUGUGGAUCAAAAAUAUCAUUUAACUGUACUGCUGACGGCGUUCCAAAACCAAAUAAGUACUCUCUUUACUUGGGGAAUCAGGCGAUGAAGACGGACACCAAUGGUGAAUUUAGUAACAUCCAGCUGAACACUUCAGGAGAACAUGUGUUCACGUGUGUACCUACUAAUGAAAUUGAUGAAGGACUAAACAAAACUGUGAUCGUAAACGCAUCAGAGGUACUUCCUGUAGUGUCCGUCGACAUCCCGCCCAAUGGUAGAAUGAUUAAAGGGUCAAAUGUUACUUACAAGUGUGACGCUAAAGGGCCGGUACCGUUACAAAUCAGCUGGUACAAAGACAAUAUUUUCAAGGCCCCUGGGAAAACCCUCACCAUAUCGAAAGUCACAGUACAAGACGAAGGGAACUACACUUGUAAUGUGUCAAGUUCAUGUGGAACGGCGUUGAACACCUCGUUUAUUGGCGUUGAUUACAUUCCAGAGAACACAACUCUCCAAAUCAACAAAUCGAAUAAUACUAGUAUAAUCGCUUGCGUUGGAGACAUUAUCCUGCUAAACUGUUACGCUGAAGGCAAGCCUUCAGUUAUCACUUAUUCCCUUCUGCUGAAUGGUGAACAGCAUAAGGCUAAUCGAAGUGGAGUUUUUCUUGUCUUCCUCGGCACUCCUGGAUGGAACAAUUUUUCUUGCGUUCCUUACAACACUAUCGGCAAAGGGCCAGAAGCACUUGUUCACAUCAUCGUUCCAGUCACUCCCAGCAGCGUUGAAAUUUCCCCACCGAGUCCUACCGUGACGGAGCGUGACCCAGUGAACCUGACGUGUUCAGCUGAUGGUACUCCUCCACCAACCUUCACAUGGAUCGGCCCUCAGGGGCACACCGUGGCACACGGACCGUCCUACAAUAUUCCCAUGGUGCACCGCGACAUGUCAGGGGUCUACACGUGUCUGGCUACUGACGGAUAGAAUAGUAGUGGCGACAAUUUUGCGAGGUUUCAAUCUAUUGCAGCGUUGUGCUAAAGCUAUAGUUUCUCAUGCAUUACAUACCCUAGAAUACAUGAUGUAAAAAGUUAUUGAUAAUGGCUCUGC